Parnassius mnemosyne (clouded apollo) is the source of this 444-nucleotide messenger RNA. Lineage: Eukaryota; Metazoa; Arthropoda; Insecta; Lepidoptera; Papilionidae. The record is from the annotation of a GenBank genome assembly.
AUGAACGAAAAUAAAUAUUAUAUUAUUUUUACAAUUUUUCAGCUCGUGCAGAUAGCGGUGUCAUCUGUUUUAGAUCCGAUGAUCGGAAGCAGAUUAAGUGCAGCUUUCCAAAUAGCCUUCGAAACAACAAGUAAUUUUUAUGAAAUGUUCGAACAAUGUGUCAAUACGCCUAUGCCGAACCAACAGUUUAUAACGGAUAAUCUACAUAAUUUUGUCAAUUAUCCGAUGAAAACAACAGUCGGAUUUAACCCUAAAUAUUCAAGCAAUCGAAAGUUUUUUGCCAAUAUGAUCAGCACACCAGCUUUUAAAGAAAUCUUGACCAAAGACGUAUAUGAAAUGCGCAUAGGAUAUCUCAAAAAAAUGAAAUAUUGUGACGAAGCAAUAAUGGACCAACAGAUAUUAAAAGAUUUCUACGAUCGCGAAGUUGAUCAAUCUAAAGUGUAA